Sphaeroforma arctica JP610 is the source of this 2172-nucleotide messenger RNA. RefSeq lists its product as hypothetical. Gene Ontology annotation, cellular component: membrane; endoplasmic reticulum. Gene Ontology annotation, molecular function: long-chain fatty acid-CoA ligase activity. The transcript has a single exon. The record is from RefSeq and is a predicted model, not a curated record. NCBI's taxonomy places the organism in Eukaryota, Ichthyosporea, Ichthyophonida. The coding region runs from base 85 to 2109 and encodes 674 amino acids.
CACGGUUCGAUCUGAAAUGUAAUCAUACUUUCUCUCCGGUACACUUAAACUUUCUUACGUGCCAACUUCACUAAUUGUAGCAAUAUGCCUUACGGAGGACAAUAUGGUGUUGCUACCAAUGAGGGACCAGGGUGGAUGCAGUUCCGAAAUGUUAAAGCGAAAGAAGACCUUUUCACACCUGAGAGUCAGAAAGUGCCAGCCACAAUGGCAGCUGCAUGGACUGCUUGCGCAGCGAAGUUUGGUAAGCAAAGAUGCUUGGGAACACGUCAGCUUGUGUCCAGUGAGACAAUCAAGGACCCAAAUACAGGCAAGGAAUUGCUCAAAUGCACAUACGGUGCGUACAGGUGGAUGACGUACAACCGCACGAACGAACGCAUUCUAGCGUUUGCCAAGGGGUUGAUCUCCAUGGGUGUUAAGCCCAAGGAGAAUGUGUGCAUCUUCAUGAACACGAUGGCGGAUUGGCAGGUCGCUUCACAGGCUUGUUUCCAAGCCGGUAUCGUUCUGGGCACAAUCUACGCCACUCUUGGUGACGAGGCCUUGGCCUACGGUUUCAACCAAACCGAGUCGUCCACCGUUAUCACGGAAGGCGCUCUGUUGCCCGCGAUUGCCAAGAUUGCAAAGGACUGUCCUCACCUCAAAAGCAUUAUCUACAACGGUGAGAAGCCAAAAGAUGUUGCGGUUCCCGAGGGCGUCACUUUGUACGCAUAUGAAGAUGUGAUCAAGACUGGCAAGGCCGCUGACGUCUCAUACUCUGAGCCUAAGCCCGAAGACGUCGCCGUGAUCAUGUACACGUCCGGUUCUACAGGUCUACCCAAGGGGGUCAUGCUUACACAUCAUAAUAUGACGUCUGCGUGCAUAGGGUUUAAAGAGGCCCUCCCCACUAUUGUUCCUGGAGAAGAUUGUUUCAUGGGUUUCCUACCCUUGGCGCAUAUUUUCGCUCUAUGUUCCGAGAAUUUUCUACUCAAUAACGGGUGCAUGAUUGGAUAUGGUGGCGCUCUCACUCUCACUGAUAAUUCUCCCAAGAUCAAAGCGGGAACCAAAGGAGAUAUUAGCGAGCUUAGACCCACAUACCUGGCAGCCGUACCUACCAUCAUGGAUCGUAUUCGUCAGGCUGUAACUGGAAAGGUGGCUGCUGGAUCGCCUUUGGUGCAGAAGCUUUUCCACAAGGCCUUUGAGUCCAAGAAAGCGGCAAUGAAGAAGGGAAAAGGAACUCCGAUCUGGGACGCCAUUGUAUUUAACAAGAUCAAGUCUGUUCUGGGUGGUCGUAUAAAGGAAGUCUUCUCCGGAGGCGCGCCACUUGCAGCUGACUCUCAGUUGUUUAUGAACGUUGUGUUUGGUGUUCCGGUGUGUCAAGGUUACGGUCUCACCGAAACUUGCUCGUCUGCUACAAUUGCACAUCAUACGGAUCGUGACUCGUUCGGAAAGGUUGGAGGUCCUCUAGUUGUUGUGGACCUGAAGCUUAAGGAUUGGGAAGAGGGCAACUACAAGGUCACAGACAAGGACGAUAAGGCCAUAGGUAUGCCUCGCGGUGAGGUCUUGUUGGGUGGUCCAUGUAUCGCUAGCGGCUACUACAAGAUGCCCGAGAAGACUGCUGAAGAAUUUAUUGCGGAUGAGUCAGGGAAAGUGUGGUUCCACACUGGAGAUAUCGGACAGGUACACAAGAGCGGAACCUUGCAGAUUAUUGAUCGAAAGAAGGAUUUGGUCAAACUGCAACAGGGAGAAUACGUAUCUCUGGGUAAGGUAGAAAGUAUGUUGAAGGCCGCGAAUUACAUUGACAACAUGAUGGUGUAUGCCGACCCUUUCCACUCCUACUGUGUUGCGAUUGUAACUGUUUUGGCACCAGCAGUAGCUGCUUUUGCGGAAAAGAACGGAAUUCAGAAAGAAUGGGCUGAUCUCGUGAAAGAUCCCAAGAUUGUCGCAGAAGUUCUAGCAUCCUUACAGAAGGAAGCAAAGAGCAGCAAACUUGCAAAGUUUGAAACACCGCAGAAAAUCUUCAUUGAAGCCGACCCAUGGUUGCCCGAGAGCGGCCUAGUCACCGCUAGUUUAAAACUGCAGCGCAACAAUCUCAAGAAACAUUACGAGGCAGAGAUAAGCAAGUUGCUGGAGUAGAUAGAUUAGCAGGCUUAAAAAUGUACAUAUUAACCACGAAUUUAUAUAAAAGUGUAUAUCAUG